UCUCUCUCUCCCUGUCUGUGCAGACAGCGCUGUCAUAUUUCAGCUCUGCAGAGGGGCACUGCUUCCAGGUGCUUGUGCUGGGUCUGUUUUCCCCCUGCCGCGGGACCAUGGCCGCUCAGAAGAUCAAUGAAGCACACGAACACAUCGCUAAGGCGGAAAAAUAUUUAAAAACGAGCUUCAUGAAGUGGAAGCCUGAUUAUGACAGUGCCGCAGCAGAGUUUGCAAAGGCAGCUGUUGCCUUUAAAAAUGCCAAACAGUUUGAACAGGCAAAAGAAGCUUACUUCAAGGAAGCAGAGGCACACACUAAUAACAGAGCUCUUUUCCACGCUGCCAAAGCACUUGAGCAAGCUGGCAUGAUGCUCAAGGACAUGCAGCGGAUGACCGAAGCGGUGGAGUUAAUCGAGAAGGCCAGCAUGAUGUAUGUGGAGAAUGGCACGCCCGAUACAGCGGCGAUGUCCCUGGACCGGGCUGGAAAGCUCAUCGAACCGAUCAACCUGGAAAAGGCAGUGAAACUUUACCAGCAAGCAGCCUCUGUGUUCGAAAACGAAGAGCGCCUGAGACAGGCUGUGGAGCUUCUGGGCAAAGCCUCUCGGCUGCUGGUCAGGGCUCGCAGACUUGAUGAAGCUGCGGUGUCAAUACAGAAGGAAAAGAACAUGUAUAAAGAAAUAGAAAAUUACCCCACCUGCUUUAAGAAAACAAUCGCCCAGGUACUUGUUCACCUUCACCGGAACGACUUUGUUGCAGCAGAUAAAUGUGUCAGAGAAAGUUACAGUAUCCCAGGGUUCAGUGGCAGUGAAGAUUGCAUUGCCCUGGAACAGCUUCUGCAAGGCUAUGACCAGCAGGAUGAGGACCAAGUGUUUUCUGUGUGCAACUCGCCUUUAUUCAAAUACAUGGACAAUGAUUAUGCCAAGCUGGCUCUCAGUCUGAGGGUUCCGGGAGGCGGAUCCAAGAAGAAAUCUCCUGUCACGCCCCAGGCCGGGGCUGGGGGCUCCCGGGUCGAGGAGGAGGAGGAUGAGUACUCUGGGGGACUGUGCUAGCUCUGGACACUUCUCUACCGCUGCGCUGUUCAGCAGCUCAUGCAGAUCUGCGUCAGGUACAGGCUGUCCCGAGAGCUCCUUGAGGGGGACUUCUGCACAUUGAAACAGCUUCUCAGCAUCAAUUACUUUGCAUCGCCAAUGUUACUAAUUAAUUAUGACUACAAAAUGAUACUGAUGCCCGCCUGCUCUCCGAAGACAAAAAACGAAUCCCCGGCGUUAUUUCAUGACUUCCAAGUUUUGUUUUCACCUUGUUGUGUUUAAAUUAAAGGUUAGCCAAGGGAAAGAUCUUGAAAAUCAUGUUUCAAAAGUGAACAUACAAAUUCAUUAACAUUCAUUACCACCAUGUUGCUGGGUAACUUGCUCAAUGUUUAUACUUUAACUUUUGCUCUCCUUUGGUCCAUAAAGCCCACAAGAAAAUCCAAACAAGUGAUCGUUGAAAAAGCAGAACACAUACCAUUUCCUGUUUUCAGAUAUUGUUGCCUUUGUAUACAGGUUUAAAAAGUUAUUUCAAAUUUGAAGCAUAUAAAUCAAAUUAUAAAUAAUUAUAAAGCCUAGUUCCUGAAGGUAUUAGAUGUGUAUUUCCUUUGUAAGUGGUAUUGGAAAAUGAUCUUGUGUUAUUUAUUUUGUUUCGAUUCAUAUAUAAAAUGUCCGUAUAAUUGCCUAUUUUGCAUGAAGGUUAAUAUCAAUUAUUACAAGUCUCAGUCAGAAUAAAAAAGACUAUAUAAUCAAACUCCUGGUAAUAUCACUGUGGUUAUUGUCAUGAGCCUGUUGGUAUGUGUCCUACUGUAGCAAAACAGUUUAAUUCCAUCCCGCGUAACUUCAUUCUGUAUAUUUGAUAAAAAAUGAGUGUACAGCUAAUUUUGUGCCUUUAUGGCAGCUCUAAAUUAUAAGUAAAUCUUGGAAACAGUUAUAUCCCAUUCCAAGGCUUAAACAGACUCUUUUGGAUUAAACAUGUUUUUGCAGCUGUCAAAGUCUCAAGCCAGGAGUGAAAUUUUCAGUUUUCACUCCUGUGAAACCAUAUUGUAAAAUGUGAUGCAUAAAGUCUUGUUAAAGAUACUCAGACUGUAAUAUGGCAGAAAUCAUACAUAGUCUAGGCAUUUCCACUGAUAAAUGUAUUAUGCAUGUUUAGCACAGUCGGGUUGUAUAUCUGCGAUAUGGACAGCAGUGACUCAUCAUCGGUAUUUUGCUGAGUUGUUGGUGAGCUCCAGUUGAUCAGGUCUUAAUGAAACCUAUUUUGUUCAAUCCCUUUGAAGGGGUAUUGAGAGUUUCACUGCACUUGUGGCUGGAAUACAAAACUCUCUGCAUUACAAAAUGCGAUCAAAUGAUCACUCUAAACAGUAAUGAAAGGCACAGACAUAACACAUCUUAAAUUUACAAUCAGGAACAGUAUACAUGCAUGUGUAAUCAGGUAGAGGCAGGGUUUAUUUCUUUACAUGAUGUGCUUGAUCAGCCGUCUUGAGUUCAGCGCAUGUUGGCAGCAGUGACAAGAUUGAGAGAAACACUAUUGGUCGCAGCACUUAGAGGAGAUACACGUUCAGCGUGUCAUGUUCACCCUAACAUAAUUCAUUUUUGUUCUUUGUGGAUAGUACGUUUUUCAGUAUCGAUAUCCUAAGCUUUUGUGUCAACUGCUUGUAGUUUGUACACGUACAUGGUGUUUGUGGAGCAACUUACAGCAAAACAUCACCCUUCAUCUUCUUAUAGACUUGGAAUUUGUUUAAUUCGUUUGUUUUGUUAAUAAUUUGUUUUCAAUUUAUGUGAUUAAUUUUCAAAAAGAUCUGUACAGUUCGUGAAGGUAUUUCUGGCAGUUAGAUUAUGGAGGUGUAGGUAAGAGACAUGAAAACUGAAACAAUACAAAUCACCCCCUUUUAAAGUGGUAAUUAGUAUUUUACCCCUGUGUGGUAUUUCAUAGGUUAGUAAAAAAAAAGUUAACAUAAGCACAGCAAUAAAUCUAUCUGUGGCUGUUCUGUGAUACUGUACUGAGUGUUUUACAUUCAUUUAUGUUGGUGGUAUGUUAAAAUGGAGUUAUUUGUUGUAUGCUUUUCCUUAGUUUCAAAUUCGUGAUUUAUUUUGGUUUGUUCUGAUAUUCAGAAGGCAUUGAAAAUUGUUCUUACUGUGUAUGCAUAUAUUAAUCAGUAAAAUCUAUAUGUGGCCUGUUUCUGCUUUAGUCCGGUUU
Messenger RNA from Lepisosteus oculatus (spotted gar), 3210 nucleotides. RefSeq names its product N-ethylmaleimide-sensitive factor attachment protein, gamma b (gene napgb). The record is from RefSeq and is a predicted model, not a curated record. Gene Ontology annotation, biological process: intracellular protein transport. Gene Ontology annotation, molecular function: syntaxin binding; soluble NSF attachment protein activity. Lineage: Eukaryota; Metazoa; Chordata; Actinopteri; Semionotiformes; Lepisosteidae. Gene Ontology annotation, cellular component: SNARE complex; vacuolar membrane.